CAUUUGUCACGUUCAUUCCGCUGUUCGAUCACAUACCGUAAACUACUAUGGUGUAGCCUAUAUUGUAAAAAAAAUAAAACCGUGAAGUUUAUAUUGUCAACAUGAGCCUGUAACGUGUCCUGAAACUGCUCUGAGCUGCAGGCGUUAUGCGGCCCCUUAAGGAUGCACAACUUGGCGCUUCUACCUUUUUUGCCUCUGCUCUGCCCCAUGAUGUCUGCGGGAGCAAUGGCCUGCCCCUCACUCCAAACUCCAUCAAGAUCCUGGGACGCUUUCAGAUCUUGAAAACUAUUACUCACCCCCGACUUUGCCAGUAUGUGGACAUCUCCAGAGGGAAGCACGAACGGCUGGUUGUUGUCGCUGAACACUAUGAGAGCAGUUUAAGUAUUUUCCCAAAUCAGGGAAAAACAGCCAGCCCGGAGAAGGUUCUGCAGAUGGCCUAUGAAGUCCUUGAAGGGCUGGAGUUCAUGAACAAGCAUGGUAUGGUGCACAGAACCCUUAGUGCACACAAUGUCCUCAUGGAUUGUAAGGGUAAUAUCAAACUGGCAAAGUUUGGCCUGUAUCACAUGACUGACCAUGGUGCUGAUGUGGACUUUCCUGUUGGGUAUCCAUCAUACCUGGCACCGGAGGUGAUUGCCCAGGGGUCAUUCCACCCCAGCGACCCUUCCCAUGAUCAGAUUCCUUUGCCCUCCGGGCCCAAGACCGACGUUUGGUCUCUCGGGGUUCUGCUGUUUGAGAUGUGUGCAGGCAGACGAUUACUGCAGAAUAUUGAUAUAAGUGAGAGACUGAAAUUCAUCUUGACCUUGGGUUGCAUGGACGAAAUUGUCACUGUCCUUGCUGAGGAGCAUGGCUGCCUAGAUAUUAUCAAGGAGCUCCCAGAUAAUGUUUUGGAGUUAUUAAGGAAAUGCUUGACCUUUCUUCCCUCCAAAAGGCCUACCCCUGCAGAGCUGCUGGGGGACCCAGUGUUUCAAGGGAUCUCAUGCCUUUAUACCCUCUACCAGAAGCCUGUUAGCCUCUUCUCCUCUUCCCUCCGCUGUGCGCAUUUAGAGCUCCCAGAGGACAUCAGUGACCUCUGCAAAGAUGAAGGUGAAGACUACCUAUCGGAGCGGGCCAUAGAUGAGGUGUAUCAUCUGUGGUGUCUGGCAGGGGGAGACCUGGAGAAGGAGUUGACCAACAAGGAGAUCAUCCAGUCAAAACCUCCAGUCUGCACGUUGCCCAAUUUUUUGCUUGAGGAUGGUGAGUCAUUUGGCCAGGGCAGAGAUCGGAGCUUCUUGCUAGAUGACACAACAGUCACACUGUCCCUCUGCCAGCUCAGAAAUAGACUGAAAGAUGUGGCGGGAGAAGCCUAUUACCCCCUAUUAGAGGAUGAACAGUCAAGUAUGCCACAGUCAACCAGUAGCAAUGAGCUGUCUGCCACCAUCACGCUACCGCUCAUCAUCCGUGAGAGGGACACAGAGUACCAACUCAUCCGCAUAAUCCUCUUUGACAGGCUGCUGAAGGCCUAUCCUUACAAAAAGAACCUAGUGUGGAAGGAGGCCAGAGUGGAUAUCCCACCACUGAGACGAGGCCUGGUAUGGGCUGCACUGCUCGGCAUCGAGGGGGACAUUCAAGCCAAGUACGACAGCAUUGACAAGGACACUCCUAUACCAACUGACAGACAGAUUGAGGUGGAUAUCCCGCGCUGUCACCAGUAUGAUGAGUUGCUGUCGUCUCCUCAGGGCCACAUCAAAUUCAGGCGUGUGCUGAAAGCCUGGGUGGUCUCGCAUCCUGACUUGGUCUAUUGGCAGGGUUUGGAUUCACUAUGUGCCCCUUUCCUCUACCUAAACUUCAACAAUGAAGCACUGGCAUAUGCCUGUAUGUCUUCCUUUAUCCCCAAAUACCUGUAUAACUUUUUCCUAAAGGACAACUCUCAUGUCAUCCAAGAGUACUUGACUGUCUUCUCCCAGAUGAUUGCCUUCCAUGACCCGGAGCUAAGCAACCACCUCAAUGAGAUUGGCUUCAUCCCAGAUCUCUAUGCUAUUCCCUGGUUCCUGACAAUGUUUACACAUGUGUUUCCACUACACAAGAUCUUCCACCUGUGGGACACGCUGCUGCUGGGCAACUCCUCUUUCCCCUUCUGUAUCGGCGUGGCCAUAUUACAGCAGCUCAGGGACCGCCUGCUGGCUAAUGGCUUCAACGAGUGCAUCCUACUCUUCUCUGACCUGCCAGAAAUUGACAUUGAAAGAUGUGUCCGUGACUCAAUCAGCCUAUUCUGCUGGAGUCCAAAGAGUGCAACCUACCGGCAACAUGCCCAGCCACCCAAGGCCACCGGUGACAAUAGUAAUUUUGGGAAAACGCCAGCAUACCACUCCUCUGAUUACCAGGACAUGCCCAAGACAGACCUAUCCCGGGAGCCCCUGGCACUGAGUGACCUGAAAGCAGAAGUGUCCCCGCGGAUAUCCGCUGAAGACUUAAUUGACUUCUGUGAGUUGUCGUCAGGAGGACCAACCAAGAGGACCAGGGCCAGCAAACCCAAAAUCGUAGCCAUUGAUAUCCGCAAUGGGGAUGACUUCAACAGAGGUCAUAUCACUGGCAGCAUCAACAUUCCCUAUAGCACUGUGUUUGGUCCUGACGGUGAAGUGGUGCAAUGUCCUGCAGCUGGAGCCCUCCAAAACUACAAAGGAUGUGUCAUUGUAGUCAUCAGCCAUGCCAUGAAGAGUGCCACUGCGUUUGCAACCCACCUGGUGAAGAUAAACUUUCCACGGGUUUGUGUCCUGGAUGGAGGCAUCAACAAGAUGAAGCCUACUGGACUUCUCACUGUUCCCUCACCCCAGAUCUGACUGGACGUCUCAGCUGUCAGUCAAACUCGACUUCACAUGAACAGAAAGGACCAGAAGAAUGAUAUUCUGUUUUGUGCUGAUAAUAAAAGUUGAAAGGAGU
Messenger RNA from Lampris incognitus (smalleye Pacific opah), 2916 nucleotides. It is a transcript of the gene tbck, whose product is annotated as TBC1 domain containing kinase. Gene Ontology annotation, molecular function: ATP binding; GTPase activator activity; protein kinase activity. Gene Ontology annotation, biological process: protein phosphorylation; activation of GTPase activity. The transcript is spliced from 26 exons. NCBI's taxonomy places the organism in Eukaryota, Metazoa, Chordata, Actinopteri, Lampriformes, Lampridae. Bases 147 to 2816 code for a protein of 889 amino acids. The record is from RefSeq and is a predicted model, not a curated record.